UUUUUCUCAUUCUUUUGCUGUCUCUUGGCUGGUGUCCUGGACACAGCUCUCUCUGCCUAGUGGGAGUUCAGCUCUGUCUUGCAACCCACAGUGUCCCAGCGGAGUCAGGAAGAAACGCCCAGGGCUUCCCCUCUGAGGGACCCCUGGAAAAGGCCUCUCCCCUGGUCCUGCCCUCCACCCAGCCUCUCCGCCCCACCUUGCCUGCCAAAGUACCAGGCACGGCAGCUGAGCCAGGAAACAGGAGACGCCGCUAGUCAAUUUCCCUCCCCCUUCCCGCUCUGUCCAAGCUUCAUAGUUCCAGAACCCCAGCCAACUCCCUGAUAAGGGCUGGGCGGGUUUGGGGGGAGGGCACAGGGAGUGCCAGCCUGUUGGCCUGUGACCCAGUCCCUCACAAGUCACUCAGUCAGCAAAACCACUUCUGAGGAGACAUUAAUUCCCUGGCUUCCUUUAGAAAGUUGUUCUUUCCAUCCUCACGACGACGCAAGGAAGAGAACCGGGCACCUGGCUGGGGCAUUCCUGGAGAAGUACGGAUAUCUCGAUGAACAGGCCUCCAGAGCUCCCACGUCCACGCAAUUCAGCAGUGCCAUCAGGGAGUUCCAGUGGGUGUCCCAGCUGCCGGUCAGUGGCGUGCUGGACCCUGCCACCCUGCGCCAGAUGAUGCGGCCCCGAUGUGGGGUUGCGGAUACAGACAGUCAGGUGGCCUGGACUGAGAGGGUCAGUGCCCGGUUUGCUGGACACCGGGGCAAAAUGAGGCGUAAGAAACGCUUCGCAAAGCAAGGCAACAAGUGGUACAAGCAGCACCUCUCCUACCGCCUGGUGAACUGGCCCCAGCACCUGCCCGAGCCGGCCGUUCGGGGGGCCGUGCGCGCCGCCUUCCAACUGUGGAGCAACGUCUCGGCGCUGGAGUUCUGGGAGGCCCCCGCCACAGGCCCGGCUGACAUCCGCCUCACCUUCUUCCAAGGGGACCACAAUGACGGGCUGGGCAAUGCCUUUGAUGGGCCAGGGGGCGCCCUGGCGCACGCCUUCCUGCCGCGCCGCGGCGAAGCGCACUUCGACCGGGACGAGCGCUGGUCCCUGAGCCGCCGGCGCGGGCGCAAUCUGUUCGUGGUGCUGGCGCACGAGAUUGGCCACACGCUGGGCCUGAGCCACUCGCCCGCGCCGCGCGCGCUCAUGGCGCCCUACUACAAGAAGCUGGGCCGCGACGCGCUGCUCAGCUGGGACGACGUGCUGGCCGUGCAGAGCCUGUAUGGGAAGCCCCAGGGGGGCUCAGUGGCCAUCCAGCUCCCAGGAAAGCUGUUCACUGACUUUGAGGCCUGGGACCCCCACAGAGCCCAGGGGAGGCGCCCUGAAACCCAGGGUCCUAAAUAUUGCCACUCUUCCUUCGAUGCCAUCACUGUAGGUAAGAUGGUCCCACCAGUGCCUCACUUCCUUCUUCCCUCCUCCCCCACCUCUCCAGGGGUCUCCAGAGCUGGCAUACAAGACGGGCAGCAGAGACUGUACAUUUUCCAAGGGAGCCACUUCUGGGAGGUGACAGCUGAUGGCAAUGUCUCCGAGCCCCGUCCACUACAGGAAAGGUGGGCCGGGCUGCCCCCAUACAUUGAGGCUGCUGCGGUGUCAUUGGAGGAUGGAGACUUCUACUUCUUCAAAGGGAAUCGAUGCUGGAGGUUCCAGGGCCCCAAGCCAGCGUGGGGGUCGCCACAGCUGUGCCGGGCAGGCGGCCUGCCCCGACACCCCGAUGCUGCCCUCUUCUUCCCUCCCCUGGGCCGCCUCGUCCUCUUCAAGGGUGCCCGCUACUACGUGCUGGCCCGAGGGGGACUGCAGGUGGAGCCGUACUACCCCCGAGGCCUGCAGGACUGGGGCGGGGUCCCUGAGGAGGUCAGCGGCGCCCUGCCCCGGCCCGACGGCUCCAUCAUCUUCUUCCGAGAUGACCGCUACUGGCGCCUGGACCAGGCUAAACUGCAGGCCACCGCCUCGGGGCCCUGGGCCACGGAGCUGCCCUGGAUGGGCUGCUGGCACGCCAACUCGGGGGGCGCUCUGUUCUGAAGGCACCUCCACCUCUUAGUGAACUGUUGGUGGCCCACUCGUGGCCCACUGUGUUCCCUGCCCCAGGGGCAGAAGCUGUCUUGAAAGCUCUGAGCUCCCCUGCAGAAGACGCAGCAGGGAAGUUUGUCUGCAACUGUUCCCUGGAGAACGUGGCUUUGUCUUUCUGCUGUCCCCACCACAUGGAGGUGGGGCCGGGAUCAAUCCAAGGAGAAGCCAAAAAGGUCCCAAGACCCCAUGACCCUCUCCCCUAAGACUCUUUCCUCCUCAAGCCUGGGGCAUUGUUUCUUCUGCUAAAGGUGCAGCUCUGUCUAUGAGGCAGUGGACAACCAGGGAGGACGCAAAACUCAACAGAGAGGUUGGGACCCCUUUGCGAGACCGUCCCCUUCCCCUAGGACCUCCUGGCUCAGUCCUUGGAGAACUGUGUCUUAUUUAAUCAGAGGCCCCACCCCCAGGAAACCUGCAUGGGUUGAGUACAAGGGUCACCAACCUCAGAGGCCCUGCAGGGGGUCAGGACCAGAGCAAGAGGGAGACGGAUGCAGGCAGGCCUGCUGGGCCUGGACUUUUUGUGGGGGGCUGGAAUAAAGAGGUGCCCCCAGCUGGUGGACCUGGAGGUGCCAAUCAGCCUUC
Messenger RNA from Equus caballus (horse), 2670 nucleotides. Lineage: Eukaryota; Metazoa; Chordata; Mammalia; Perissodactyla; Equidae. The record is from RefSeq and is a predicted model, not a curated record.